GUCACCGUCUGCUCCUUGGACAGAGGUGAUCACGUACUGCUGGAGCGGGACUCCAACACCAAAAGGGACUGGACUUGUGGUGAGGAAAGGCAUCCUACGGGCCAGGGGUUUUAGUGGCCUUCCAGUGGGAUUCUAUCGUCUUGAGUUAUAUUUUUCUAUUCUUCACCGACUUGCUGCUGGCAGCGCAGGUGUGACUACCAGGGUAGGACUUCUUGAGGAAGCUGUGAACCCAGAGGAACAGGAUUCACUCUGAAGACUCAGAUCCCAUUGACAGGACCCAUUGACACCAGGAGCCACUGACACCAGGAGCCACUGACACCAGGAGCCACUGACACCAGAUCCCACUGACACCAGAUCCCACUGAUCGUACCCAUGGCCAUGUCCCAGCAGGCAGCUGUCUCCAAGCAGCAGGACAACGCCUUCUCCAGCGGGGUCAUGGAGGAGUCUGAGGUCUGCUCUGUGCCUGGGGGGCUCGCCAGCGUAAGGGCACAAUUUGAGAACCAGGAAACUGCAACAUCGCACAAUGUCUCCCAGUUCCACUUCCACCGCAGAGCUGUGCAGGAAGUUCAAUUGAACUCUGAGGUGACAAUGAGGAGCACUUCCAGAGACGUCAUCCCAGCCUCUCAGCAGGCUAUUUUCCACCAGGAUGAACAGGUCACACAUGAGGAAAACAGCUUUACCUCGGUUUAUGACAACAACCAUAAUGAUGAAAGAGAGGAGGAAGGUCCUAGACUUACAACCAAGGAAUUAAGAGAUCACUUUGAGAGAACCAUUGAAGAAGCUGCCCCAAGCAAGCCAAUGAAGAUUGGCCGAGCUGACAUCAAUAGGUCGCAUUGGGCUUCAAAUAUAUCAGAAAAACCAGUCUCAACGAGGGAGAUACAAAAUGUAUCAAGUGCGAUACAGAAUUUCUCCUCAAGUGCGAUACAGAAUUUCUCAUCGAGUGAGAUACAUAAUGUCUCAGCAAGUGAUAUAUGGGACAAUGCUGCUACUGAAGUGAUAGAGGACACAUCUGCUCUUGCAGUUGACUACGAGGACACUGACUAUUUCCCUCCACCACCUCCAGAAGAUUUAGAGUACUUCCCACCUCCACCCCCAGAGUUACUGCAGGUCCCAUCAGAAAGUCCAGAUAUGCCAGUAGAGUGCUACUACUCACCUGAACCCCCGGAAUCAGCUUACCCUUCUAAACGUCCACUCAGUAGACAGGAAUACUUCAGGCAGAGAAACCAGUAUGAGUUGAAACGCCUUUACAAGCAUAUACAUCCUGAGGUGCGUAAAAACUUAGAGAUGUAUAGUGAUGUGGCUGAGUAUGAAAACACCCGACCAGAGAGUCAGGAGGAGUUCACGGGGGAGACAAGGUAUAUAUACGAGGAUAACGGUAGCAGCCCCAACGACUGCAUUAGCCCAGAAGAAGAAUACCUGGAAUGGGAUGAGAUCCUCAGAGGGGAGGUGCAGUCAAUGCGCUGGAUGUUUGAGAACAAACCUCUGGAUGCCAUCAAAGACGACGCCUCAAAUGAGGAUGACGACCAAAACAUGGAACAGGAGAUGAUUGCUGGGAGUGAUGUAAGAAGCAAAGCAUGGAUGUUUGAGACCAAGCCCAUGGAUGCAUUGGGAUCAGACAACAUAGCUUUAACUAAAUAUAGACACAAGUUCAAUACGUUGGACAAAGGAGAUGUCCGUGCUGCAGCCUGGUUGUUUGAAAACCAACCCAUGGAGACCCUGAACAAAAUGCAUGGCGAUGAAGAGCUAACCAAAGAGAUAGUGUUUACCCAGGAAGAUGGCAGCUCUACCAUACACAUGCUUGAAUCUCAGUACAUGGAAACGUUAGGUCACACUGAGACCAUUGAUGACAGUCACCUCCUGAGUCUGAGAUCAGUGCUCGAGGAAAUAAAGGGAGAAGUGAAGACUAUCACAAGCACAUUUGAGACUCAGUUCAUGUGCGUCCUCAUGGGACAGUCAGGCCAGAUGUUGGAGAUAACAUCUAUACGCAAAGUGGAGACUGAGAAGGGGGACACUAAAACAUCUACCUGGCUUUUUGAUACCCAAGCCCUGGACAUGGCUAAUAAACCUGCUGCCCCAGUGAAACUUGUGUGUAGCCUGUCCAUGGAAGACAACUAUAAAGGAGAUGUUCACCGGAGUAGAUGGUUGUUUGAAACAAAGACCUUAGACUCCGUUAAUGAAGAUGAUUGGGAGAGCUCAACGCUGCAAAAGGAAGAGAUAAUUGGAGCCGAUGUGCGAAAACAACGCUUAGCGUUUGAAACUCAGCCAAUGGAUCCUCUGAAAGAUAACACAAAUGCUAGACCCCCGACUAUCGGUGGUAAUGUUAGGUCUGCGAGACACUUCUUUGAAACUAGUCCUGAGGCAGCUUUGACGGACCUCAAUGAGGUAGGGAGCCUCAAAAUGUUGGUGGCAGCUGAAAAACACAAGGAUGAUAAUAGACACCAAAAAUGGAUGUUUGAGAAUGAACGACUAGAGGACAUAAGAGACGAGAAGAAGGGGAUUAUUCGCACUGUGAACCUCGAAAAUCUCACUGAAGAUCAAGCUACAAGCUACAACGCAGAUGUCCGUAAGAAUUGCAUGGUAUUUGAGACCCAGCCAAUGGAUACUUUGAAAGAGGAUUCGAAUGCUAGAGCCCUGUCCAAGGCGGAAAUUGUCAGAGGUAAUGUCAGAUCAGCGAGACAUUACUUUGAAACCACUCCAGCGGACAAUAUAAAAGACCUUGCUGAGGUUGGGAAGCUACAAAAAAUGGUGAGACUCGAUGAAGAGAAGGGGGAUGUGAGACACCAGAAAUGGGUUUUCGAAAGUCAACCCCUGGAGCACAUUCAAGAGGAGAAGAAGGAAGUUAUUCGAACCAUUAACCUGGAGGAAAUAGAUCAAGUGGAUGUCUCAAACUACAAGCAAAUAUUUGAAACCACAGACUUAACCAGAUGGGAUGAAUCUCAAAAGAUACUCGUGGAGGGUGUAACAUGUGGCUCUGUGAAAUCUAACAAACAUCUGUUUGAGUCUACACCAAUGUACGCCAUGCAAGACAGCUCUGGCCAUUACCAUGAGGUAAAAACAGUGCGUCGGGAAGAGGUUGUCAAGGGAGACGUAACAAGCUGCAAAUGGAUGUUUGAAACAUGCCCCAUUGACCAGUUUGAUGAAAGCAUCACUAAUUAUCAAGUUAUUAAGGGAAUAUCCAAAGAAGAAGUUGAGUCUGGUGACGUUAAAACUGCCAAGUGGCUGUUUGAAACACAGCCUCUUGAUGCAAUUAAAUACUUCAGCAAUAUUGAAGACGAGGAAAGUAAAACUAAGGAAAGUGUUGAGAUUGUAAAAGGGGAUGUUAAAACCGGUAAGUGGUUAUUCGAGACUAAACUAAUGAAUGUCCCAUAUGAGAAGGAGGAGUUGAAGAGUGAAAAUGAGAGUGAGGAGAUACGCAAAGGAGAUGUAAAAAUAUGCACAUGGUUGUUUGAGACACAGCCACUUGACACUAUCCGAGAUGAAACAGAAACUGUUCUACAAACAUGCACUGUGAAUCAAGAAGAUGUCCAGGGUAAAGAUGUACGAAUGGCUCGUUUUUUAUUUGAGACGGAGAAUCUUGAGAACAUCACAGGGGAGGACGAGAGCUCUAAGAGGGUUACAGAGAUUGACAUUCAGUCAGGAGAUGUCAAUAGAAUGAAGUAUAUCUUUGAGAAUCAGUCCUCUGAUAUCAUGACCUCAACAUCUGAGGAGUUCAUGCAAAGGCUCAAAGCUACACAAUCAACUACACAAUCAGAGGACAUCCAGAAAGGAAAUGUGGUGAACUGCAAAUGGCUCUUUGAGAACCAGUCCAUAGAUGCCAUACGUGAUAUCCAAGAAGAGACUCUGGACACCCGCACUGUGACUGAUGUACAAGGAGGUAAUGUGGACAAAGGUCGUUUUAUUUUUGAGACGUACUCCUUAGACAAAAUCCAGGAGGUUUCCACAGAGAUUACAAAGUUGCAGAAAAUAACUUGUGAGGAGGAAGAGAAAGGGGAUGUGAGGAACUACACCAUGAUGUUUGAAACUCAGCCUCUUUAUGCCAUUCAAGACAAAGAGGGCCAUUAUCAUGAGGUCACCACUGUCACAAGUGAGGAGAUAUUGAAGGGUGAUGUGAUCGGGUCCCGGUGGUUGUUUGAAACCAAGCCUCUUGAUUCUAUCAGUGAUACAGAUGAGGUCUAUAUCAUCAAAUCUGUCACACAGGAGGAUGUUCAGAAAGGAGAUGUUACUUCAGCCAAGUGGAGAUUUGAAACACAGCCACUUGAUACGAUUGCAGAGGAUAUAAAAAUGUCAGUUAAAACUGUUGAAGAUAUUCAAGGAGGAGAUGUUAGAAUGAAUAAACAGCGUUUUGAAUCUGAUGUGCUGUCACAGAAGUCUGUGCGAACAGUUAAUGUGAGUGAAAUCCAGAAAGGUGAUGUUAGGACAGCAAAAUGGAUGUUCGAAACUCAAACAAUGGAUAAAAUACGUAGCCAGAGCGAAGAGAAUUUAAUAGAAACGGUCAUGAAAGAGGAGGUGUUAAGGGGAGAUGUUAGACAAUCAGUGUGGCUCUUUGAACAGAAUCCCCUUGACCAUAUAAAGGAGAUAGAUGAGGAAGAUACAGUAGUUAUUCAAGAGGAAAUCCCCAAAGCCGAUGUAAAGACAACAACAUGGCUGUUUGAAACAACUCCGUUCCAUGACUUUAAUGAGAACAGUGUUGAGAAGUCGGAAAUCCUGGGAAAAAGUAUCAAAGGCACCCUUGAAGAACUUUAUAGCCAGAAAAUCGUUAAUUCAAAAGGAGUACUCAUUGAAGCAGAUGAAAUUGGGGACGUUAGAAUGGCAAAAUACCAGCUAAUGAAUAAGGAUUCUCCAGAGAUCCAAAGAGAGGAAAUCAUCAGCGGGGAUCUGAGCAACAUUAUGAUGAAUCUUUUGAACCGUCGGGAAAGAAUUGAGAGGGGGGUAGUGGUAGAGUCAGAAGAGAAGGGUAAUAUCAGUACAACAGUGCAUCAACUGUUCAACCAAGAGAGGGGCAUCAGUGUGGAAAAGGAGGAAAUAUUAAGAGGUGACAUCCAGGAAGCUGUAAACAAUCUUCUCAAGGAGGGAGGAUCUGCUAAACGUGGUAUACUCCUUCAAGAGGAUGAGAAGGGAGAUGUGCGAAUGACGAUAUAUUCUCUUCUAAAUAAAGAAGAGGACAUCAGUGUUGAAAAGGAGGAUAUAGUCAAAGGCAAUAUAAGAAAUGCACUCCAAAGACUAUCCAACCCAGAAAUCCAAGAGCAGAUGAGGAUAAAGGUGGACGAGAACGAAAAGGGAAACGUGAACUUUUACUCCACAUGCAUUGAAUCUGGGGCGCUUGAAUAUCUCAAACAACUCCAGGUAGAGCCAGAUGAGACUCUACCUGAAAAGGUAGAGAAAGAGGAAAUUAUUAGAGGAGAUAUAAAGGGGACAAAACUCAUUCUUGACAGUAAUCGAGCACAAAUUGAACGUACAGUAGACGAAGAGGACAUAGUGUGCGGAGAUGUUCACAACUCAGUCAAGGUUUUCAUGACUGAACCCACACACUCACUGGAUGGCCUACAGAAAGAGGAAAUAGUGAGGGGCGAUUUGAAAGCCGCUAUGAACUCGCUGUCUCAGUUUGUAAAUCAGACAGUGGUUGUAGAGAAAGAAGAGGUGGUAAGAGGUAACAUACACAAAGCCCGAAUGCACCUUGAGUUGGCUCAAACACGGCCCAAGGAGGUGGAAAAGCCAGAGAUUGUCCGCGGCAACAUCAAAGGGGCACUAAGGUCCCUAGAGAAAUCUGCAACCUCCAAAGUUGAAGUUGUCAUCGAAGAUUUAGUACCUGGAGACAUCAAAAGUACCUUAAAAUCCCUGGAGCAGGCAAAGCAAACAGUCAGGGCUAUCAAGAAGGAAGAAAUUGUAAAGGGUAACAUUCAUACAGCCAAGCAAUGUUUACAAGAGGCUUCUAAUGACAGGAGGACAUAUCAACAGGAAAUGUAUGUUCGGGGAAACGUGAGAGGCACUAUUGAGCUCUUAUUGGAACCACCAGCUUCUCCAAGAAUGACACGGAGACCCAGCUUCGAGGGUGAUGUGAAAAUGUCCAUUAAAUCACUCUACGAGACACAUGAGGUGCAAGAGGCAAGGGAGGAACAAACUCAACCAGAGAAAGAGGAGGUGAUAAAGGGUGAUGUUAAAGGCACAAUCAAAUCCUUGCUGGAAUCAGCCCAGCGUGCAGCUCCUAAAAUCAGAGUGGGAGCUAGAAGGGUCAAAGUUCCUGCGAGCUCUCCAUUGCGCUCACAGCAAGGAAGCCCUCUAUUACGUUCACAGCAAGGUAGCCAUGAAUGUUCUGUUGUAAACAAAACUGAGAGUGAGACACUUAAAAAUAGGUCUCAAAGCAUUGAAGCACAAAGAAAACUACGUGGAAAAAAUAUGGCUAAUUCAGUCAAAACAGAGAGCUCAACACCAGAGAAUCAAUCCCUCUCAACUCAAAACACAAUCAAUACAUCUGAAUCACAGACUACUCAAAAAUCAACUGAAGUUAUACAACACACAACCAUCACUCAAAACCAUGGUAUUAAAACAUUGGAGACUAAGUUCUGUAACCUCAAUUCAAGUAGAAAGGGUUUGAUCAGACUAGAUAAAACCAAAGUGAAAACAAAUGUUCUUACCCCAACACGGACAUUGUCUGAGUCUGAACUUUCUCUCCCUCCCCCACCUCCAUGUGAUGAUCAAUCAUCCCUAACCCCAGCUUCCUCUAUCAAUAGGCUGGACGUGGACCUUCCUCCUCCCCCAACUCCUCCUCCCCCACCACCUGUUGAGACUGAUAAUUUCCCUCCCCCACCAACACAGGAUUUCCUUCCACCCCCACCCUCACAGUAUGAACUGGACUCUAUGUCAUCCCAGACACCUCAUCAAUCACUAGCUAAAGCCACAAAAGUUACUGUCAAAAGGUGAAAG
Molecule: messenger RNA, 6921 nt
Organism: Oncorhynchus keta (chum salmon)
Lineage: Eukaryota; Metazoa; Chordata; Actinopteri; Salmoniformes; Salmonidae
Product: xin actin-binding repeat-containing protein 2
Exons: 7
Coding region: 373-6918 (2181 amino acids)
Biological process (GO): actin filament organization; actin cytoskeleton organization
Cellular component (GO): focal adhesion; stress fiber
Molecular function (GO): actin filament binding
Source: RefSeq, a predicted model, not a curated record